Messenger RNA from Syzygium oleosum, 1228 nucleotides. RefSeq names its product F-box protein VBF-like. Gene Ontology annotation, molecular function: protein binding. The transcript is spliced from 3 exons. Lineage: Eukaryota; Viridiplantae; Streptophyta; Magnoliopsida; Myrtales; Myrtaceae. Bases 66 to 929 code for a protein of 287 amino acids. The record is from RefSeq and is a predicted model, not a curated record.
CGAUAUCUAGCUAAGCGUUAACCACUCUUUCUGGUUCUGGCUGAAUUCUUCCCACGGAAAAGCUCAUGCAGACCGACAUGAAUCAAUUGCCAGAAAGCUGCGUCUCCGCGAUCCUCUCCUUCGUGUCUCCGGCCGAAGCAUGCCGGCUCUCUCUCGUGUCCUCCACGUUCCUGUCGGCGGCCGAGUCCGACGUUGUCUGGGCACGGUUCUUGCCGUCUGAUCAAGUCGAUAUAGUCUCCGGUUUGGUCGCUCCCGUCAAGUUCUCUUCGAAGAAAGAGCUCUUUCUUUGGCUUUGCCGCCGCCCUCUUCUCGUAGAUGGCGGCAGAAAGAGCUUCAAGUUGGAGAGAUCAUCCGGAACAAUAUCGUACAUAUUCUCAGCAAGGGAGCUCUCCAUAAACCGGAGCGACGAUCCCGAGCAUUGGAUCUGGGAAACCCUACCCGAGUCGAGGUUCAAAGAGGUGGCUGAGCUAAGAACAAUCGAUCGAAUAGAAAUUCAAGGGAGCAUCAAAACCAAAGCCCUAUCCCCAAACACUCUCUACGGGGCGCACCUCAUCUUCAAGCUCUCCGAACAUGCUUUCGGGCUCGACCUGAUGCCCUUCGAGACAUCGAUCGAGAUGGGAAACCGGGUUCGACCGGGCACAGCUCAUUUGCAACUUCCUGAUCAGAAGAAACGCCGCCUCGAGAGAUUGAUGUACGCGAACCGGUUGGAAAUGCUUAGGAAGCACUGGGAGAUGGGAGGAGAUUGUCGAGGCGGCGGAGUACCGAGCGAGAGAGAGGAUCGUUGGAUGGAGGUUGAGGUUGGAGAGUUCUUCUUGAUGGGGGGUGGUGAAGGAUAUGAGGAGGUGAGGAUGAGCUUGAAGCAAGUGAAGGGCUAUCAACUGAAAGGUGGGCUUGUGGUUGAAGGCAUUGAAGUGAGGCCCAAAAGUUAGGUUAAGCAAAAUAGAGACGUGGAUGGGCCUUGUUUUGGUUAAUGCGCCUCUUUAAAGUUGGAAGUUAUGUGGCCCAUGACAAUGAUUAAAGGAAAGAGAGGAGGCAGUUCAUGGCAUGAUUGAUGCUGAAAUGAUUGAAUUCAAUCUUUGAUUUUUGCUUUUUUUCUUUGGUUAGAAUGGAGUCUUAGCCAGAUAGAGAUUCAUUUCUUAGUUUUCAAUGAAGUUCCCGUGCUUGUCUCUCUGAAGUAUAUCGAUACAUCGAUUCGCAUAGAUUUUUUUUAUUUGGAUGGGAAAGCUAG